AUGGAAAAGAACGCCGACCUGGUCAACUCGUGGGCCGACUCGUUCUAUAGGUUUACAAAAACUACGUCUUCUUCUUGGUCAACCUCAACUUUGACUGAUGAUGUCGGGUCAGGUUACACUGGUGGUGGUGCGCUUGAUGAUCCAGGGUCUGAACCCGAAGACAGCUGUGAGGCGUGGUUGGAGAAGGAGGACUCCGUGGCUUACUCUAGAGAUUUCAAGAAAGACCCCAUUUUUGUACAUGGAGCUGACGAGGAGUUCAAAACCUGUGCUGUGGGCUGUAAGUUUGGAUUUGAUUCGGGUAAGAGGCCUGAUGCUGCAUUUGGGUUGUCUCAACAAGAUGGCACGGCUGGUGUUUUGCGUUCAAUGGAGUCGGCUCAAUAUUAUGCUGAAAAUAACAUUGAUUUGGCACGACGGAGGGGAUAUCACAUUGUCAUGACAACUAGUCUUUCAUCCGACGUUCCUGUGGGCUAUUUCUCUUGGGCCGAGUAUGAUAUAAUGGCUCCAUUGCAACCCAAAACUGAAAGUGCUCUUGCAGCUGCUUUCAUUUCUAAUUGUGGUGCUCGAAACUUUCGCUUGCAAGCUUUGGAAGCCCUUGAAAAGGCAAACAUCAAAAUUGAUUCUUAUGGCAGUUGCCAUCGAAAUCGUGAUGGUAAUGUGGACAAAGUGGCAACUUUGAAGCGAUACAAAUUCAGCCUGGCAUUUGAGAAUUCCAACGAGGAGGAUUAUGUCACUGAAAAAUUCUUCCAGUCUCUUGUUGCUGGCUCUGUUCCUGUGGUUGUUGGUGCCCCUAACAUACAAGAUUUUUCUCCCUUUUCUGGCUCAAUAUUGCAUAUCAGGGAGCUCAAAGAUGUUGAUUCAAUUGUGAGGAAAAUAAAAUACCUUGCCAAGAAUUCCAGCGCAUAUAAUGAGUCAUUACGGUGGAAGUUUGAAGGACCGUCUGAUUCAUUCAAGGCUCUUGUUGAUAUGGCAGCAGUUCACUCAUCAUGCCGUCUGUGUAUUUACUUGGCAACAAGGAUCCUAGAGAAAGAUGAGAAGACUCCUGAGUUUAAAAAGCGACCCUGCAAGUGUACCAGAGGUUUAAAAACUUUAUAUCACAUAUAUGCACGGGAAAGGGGAAGGUUUGAGAUGGAAUCAGUUUUCUUAAGGUCAGGAAACUUGACAAUGGAGGCUUUAAAUUCUGCUGUUCUUUUGAAGUUUAAGUCACUGAAACACACACCUAUUUGGAAAUACGAGAGGCCCGAAAGCAUACGAGGAGGAGAUGAGCUCAAAAUUUACAGAAUCUACCCCAUUGGAUUGACACAGAGGCAAGCUUUGUAUACAUUCAGAUUCAAAGGGGAUUCUGAUUUCAGAAAUCACAUAGAGAGCAACCCAUGUGCCAAGUUUGAAGUUAUUUUCGUAUAGGCUAGCUACAUUCCACUACAAUCGGCCGUGCAUUCACAUCUUUUGCAGUAGA
Molecule: messenger RNA, 1453 nt
Organism: Olea europaea var. sylvestris
Lineage: Eukaryota; Viridiplantae; Streptophyta; Magnoliopsida; Lamiales; Oleaceae
Product: glycoprotein 3-alpha-L-fucosyltransferase A-like
Exons: 8
Coding region: 1-1401 (466 amino acids)
Cellular component (GO): membrane
Molecular function (GO): fucosyltransferase activity
Source: RefSeq, a predicted model, not a curated record